Plectropomus leopardus (leopard coralgrouper) is the source of this 1466-nucleotide messenger RNA. RefSeq names its product agmatinase (putative) (gene agmat). Gene Ontology annotation, molecular function: agmatinase activity; metal ion binding. The record is from RefSeq and is a predicted model, not a curated record. NCBI's taxonomy places the organism in Eukaryota, Metazoa, Chordata, Actinopteri, Perciformes, Serranidae.
UCCGGUUACUGGCGUCAGCUGGAGUUACAGAGCUCGUUCAAAACUCAAAGCAAAUAUGUUUUCAUGUUGGAGAAACCUUAAAAUAUCUCGCGCUAUUAUUUGCAGCGGGACUGCACGUGCAGCUUUGACUCUCUGCAGCGACACGCGAGCUCUGCGCGUGAAUCCCAGCAGAAAGUGUUCAGGGAAACGGUUCAAUGUGCCACCGAGCGCCGAGUUUGUGGCCAGAGUGUCGGGGAUCCCCACCAUGGCCAAGCUGCCUUUCCAGGAGACGCCGGACGGGCUCGAUGCGGCGUUUGUCGGCGUCCCGAUUGACACCGGGACCUCGAACCGACCCGGUGCAAGGUUUGGCCCCAGGCAGAUCAGAGUGGAAUCUGCCCUGUUGAGAUCUUACAACAGCGGCACAAGGGCGGCACCGUACGAGUCCCUCAUGGUGGCGGACAUCGGGGACGUCAAUGUGAACGUGUAUGACCUGAAGGACACCUGCAAACGCAUCAGAGAGGCCUACAGGAAGAUCCUGGCUGCCGGCUGUAUUCCUCUGACUAUGGGUGGCGAUCACACAAUCGCAUAUCCAAUCCUGCAAGCUGUCGCUGAGAAGCAUGGCCCAGUGGGUCUGAUCCAUGUGGACGCUCAUGCGGACACCAGUGACGUGGUGUUGGGGGAGAAGAUUGGACACGGGACCCCGUUCAGACGCUGUGUGGAGGAGGGGCUGCUGGACUGCAAGAGAGUGGUCCAGAUCGGCCUGCGUGGUACCGGUUACUCUGCAGAUUCAUACGAAUGGAGCCGGGCACAGGGUUUCCGGGUGGUACAAGUGGAGGAGUGUUGGUUUAAAUCUCUUGCGCCUCUGAUGGCUGAGGUCAGAGCUCAGAUGGGCAGCGGUCCAGUGUAUCUCAGUUUCGACAUCGAUGCUCUUGACCCGGGUUUCGCCCCUGGAACCGGCACACCAGAGAUAGCAGGACUUACACCCAUACAGGGAGUUGAGAUUAUUCGGGGCUGCCGGGGUCUAAACCUGGUUGGAUGUGAUCUGGUGGAGGUAUCUCCUCCCUACGACACCACAGGGAACACUGCACUGACUGGUGCCAACCUCCUUUUUGAAAUGUUGUGCGUCCUCCCAAAAAUUAAAUACUACUGAUCAGUACUGAUCGCAUAGAACAGUUCAGGCAGUUUGAUUAUGAUGAAUACAGACACCAAAUAAGCAGACUGUCCUGCUAAAUAAACCAAUAAGGAAGGCAAAUUACCCAUCAGUGCAAUUUUAUGUUUUUUUUUGUUGUUUUAUUAAAACUGUUGAGAUGAUGAAUGAUGUCUUGAUAUAUCCAUGCAAAAUAUUCAUCCUAUCAGUCAAGCUGCAUACUCUUCAAAAUGAUAAUCUCAGGUCUGUAAGAGAAAAGAUUAUAUCAUAUAUAACACACAGUACCAACAAAAUUAUAUUAAUGACAAUUUUACAGCUCAUGUUGAUGAAAUAAAUGAAU